This is a messenger RNA of Knipowitschia caucasica, 225 nucleotides long. The record is from the annotation of a GenBank genome assembly. NCBI's taxonomy places the organism in Eukaryota, Metazoa, Chordata, Actinopteri, Gobiiformes, Gobiidae.
AUGAGCAAUAAUAGAUCCAUGAGCAAAACAUGCUGUGGAAAAAAUGAGUCGCGCACAGAUGACGUCAGAUCGGGGUCCUUCGUGAACAAGUGUCCCCACGUGAGUUUCAACAACAGCGAGAGAAUUGUCAAGUACAGAUUGCGCUUCAUCAAACGACAGAUUAAAGCAACAUCUGAAAUAGACACUCAACUUCUAUUAAAGGUUGAUAUUGAUGCAGUGAUCUGA